Molecule: messenger RNA, 1006 nt
Organism: Capsicum annuum
Lineage: Eukaryota; Viridiplantae; Streptophyta; Magnoliopsida; Solanales; Solanaceae
Exons: 2
Coding region: 315-704 (129 amino acids)
Cellular component (GO): mitochondrion
Source: RefSeq, a predicted model, not a curated record
CGAGAUUUCAAUAUGACUGUAUAACUAGUAAUAGGCCAAUAUUGACUCCUAAUGACCCUAAGGCCACUUCUAUUGUAUGAUGCAUAGCAGUAAUGAAUAAACUCCUCUUUUGUAAAAAAAAAAAAAAAAGGACCAUCUUAUUUAAUAGUCUUUUUUUAUGAGAAAUAGGUUAUUUAACCUAUUUUUACUUACAACAAUAAAUUUAAGUAAUAAAGAAAUAGACAUUACGGAAAAUAAUGAAAUUAGAAAAAUUAGUAAAAAAAAGAAAAAGAGAGGCACUUGAUAUCAGUUAGGAGUUGGUUGAGCAAGUAGGGAUGGAGUUGGCAAACAAAGUGGGAGACGCAGUGAGCAAAGCGCUAAACAGCAACAAAGUGUUGAACGUGGUGUUAUUGGGUGCAUUUGGGCUGCUAUGUGCCAGAUCAGUGCAGCAACAAAGGAACAUGGAAGUUCUCGAGGCAGAAAAGGAAUCAUUGCUCAAUUCUAAUAAAGCAAUGAAGACAACCAUGUGGGAUUGGAAAAAACAGCUUUUUGCCGAAGCUGCUUUACCCAACCCCCUUAUUCCACCCUCCAAGCUUAAAUCCAUCUAUGGAGAAGUCCAAACUGCCACAUCUUUUUCUGAUAAUGGCCAUAGAAGAGAAGUUGAAGCUGCUGUGCUCUGGAUAAGGUUGGUGAGGUUUCCAGGAAUAACUUUAUUAAAAUAUUAGAGCAACACCAAGACCAUAUGCUUCCUUUUGAUAUCUACCUUCUUUUAUUUAGGUAGGGACGCAAACUGCAGUGAACUUGUGAUAUCUUGCAUUUGGAUAUUUGAUUGAUUCCACUACAGAUUAGACAUGGUUAUUCUCGGUAAGUUUGCAAUAUUGACAGGACUUUCUUAGUCGCUGCUGAAGAACCGACUUGUUUAGAUCAUAUAGACAUGAUAUCUCAACUUAUUUGGGAUUGAGGCAUGAUUGUUGUUGUGAUUAAAUUUUGUACCUCUAAAGUGGCUAUUAAACGAUUAGAAUUACCU